AUGGUUGUGAUGAAGCUACUAACAUGGAAUGUCAGAGGCUUGGGGAGAAAGGAAAAAAGAAGUAAAAUUAAGAGGUUGUUGAAGGAUAGAGGUAUUGAUAUAGCUCUUUUUCAAGAGACAAAGAAGGCCUCCAUGUCUGAAAAGGAGAUCAUAGAGAUUUGGGCUAGGGAUAGUAUGGAAUAUAUGACUGUGGAUGCUGAGGGCUCUGCUGGUGGCCUAUUAUGUAUUUGGGAUCCAGCUGUUUUUCAGAUGUCAAGUUGCUGCUGUAAUAGAAGGUUUGUUCUUCUCUCUGUGUCUCUAUUCUUUUCUUUUGAUUGUGUUUUGAUCAAUGUGUAUGCACCAAAUGAAGUGGGCCAAAGAGGUAAAUUGUGGGAGUGUCUUCUAAAGUUAAAGGAGGAGUAUUCUAAGCCCUGGUAUAUAGGGGGGGACUUUAAUGAAAUUAGAAAGAUUGGUGAGAGGAAAGGCUGCUCUAGGAGGGACAAGGAGAUGAAGGAGUUGAAUGAUUUUGUUGAUAGUAGUGAGUUGAAUGAUUUGCCUUUAUUAGGCCGAAGGUUUACAUGGUGUAAUGCUAGGGAAGGGGAGAAAUGGAGCAGAAUUGAUAGGGUUUUUGGUGGGUGGAAUCAUUUAAUUUGA
This is a messenger RNA of Camellia sinensis, 633 nucleotides long. The record is from RefSeq and is a predicted model, not a curated record. NCBI's taxonomy places the organism in Eukaryota, Viridiplantae, Streptophyta, Magnoliopsida, Ericales, Theaceae.